This is a messenger RNA of Fusarium coffeatum, 1953 nucleotides long. RefSeq lists its product as uncharacterized. Lineage: Eukaryota; Fungi; Ascomycota; Sordariomycetes; Hypocreales; Nectriaceae. Bases 1 to 1953 code for a protein of 650 amino acids. The record is from RefSeq and is a predicted model, not a curated record. The transcript is spliced from 2 exons.
AUGUCCAACGCACGGGAAGCUGGUAGCUGGUGGAGUCAGAUGUUUAACAACACUGGGUACCAGGAGCUGCCCACGACGACAGUAAAGGACAAGGCCGAAACAACCUCUCAGUAUACGCCAAGGAGAUGUGUUCGCCUGUCGACUCGGGGAAUAUUCCUUGUGCUCGCUGCUAUUCUGCUUGUCCCUACAUUCUUGGCUCUUGCGGCGCUUGAGGGCCGGCAAUACCUCUCCGAUGGAACGGGUGAUGUGUUUGAAGUGACCGAGGGCCAGGUAGCUGCACCGAAAGCUACUCCCGGAGUCGUUCCUGACCUUGUCCAGGGUUCAUCACCAGCUGCUGAUGUUGUCCCUGAUAUCCCUGAGGAUCCUCUGGAUAUGCCCGAUUCUCCAGAUGUUCUUGAUCACUCUGACGUUCCUGUCGAUCCGGAAGCCCCUGCUAUCCCUUCAAGCCCGGAGGACCCCGAUGCCGCGACUGUCCUGGAUGCUGAGACCGCGCCGGAUGCCGUGGAUGACCUUGAUGCCCCCGAAGCUCCUGAAGUUCCCGUCUUUCCCGUCAUGGCCAAGCCUCCCAAGAUGCCGCAACAAGUCUCCAAUCGUCGCCUCGUUAUUCUCCUCCCCGCUAACGCCCCCGGUGUUAAUCUCUGUAAGGCCAUGGUUACGGCUAUAGCCCUCGGAUAUCCCACACCCAUCAUCCUCAACUGGGGUAAGAGCGGUUCCCAUCUCGCCAAAAUUGCCGGUGUUCUCGACUACCUUGACUGGAGCGUGCGUCUCAAGUCGAACCACAAGGAUCGCUUGAACGCAGACGAUCUUAUCAUGGUAGCUGAUAGUUCCGAUUCCUGGUUCCAACUUCCUCCCAGUGUUCUCAUUCAGCGCUACCACGAUCUCAAUGCUCAGGCCGACGAGCGUCUACAGAAGCAAUGGACUGGCUCCGGCCCCUGCCCCAUGAAGCAGACCAUCAUGGUAUCCACACAGAAGAGGUGCUGGCCUAGCCCUCCUUCUGGAUCUGAGCUUCACUGCGAUGAGCUUCCAGAGAGUCCUCUUCGUGAGGACCUUUACGGACCUGACACAGAUGCUGAUCCAGAGAUGCGCAUGGUCGAUGUCCGUCCCAAGUACAUCAACAGUGGAGCCUUCAUCGGCCCUGUCGGCGACAUGCGACGAUACUUUCGACGCGCUCAGAAUCGUUACACGGAUAAAAAGGCCCUCCAAGGAAACCACUUUUACAGUGACCAAGGUUUCUUCGGUGAGAUCUGGGGAGAGCAAGAAGUUUGGCGCACGUGGAGGCGAGAAAUCGGUGACAACAUUGACGGUAACCUGAAUGCCUCUGCUAUGGUGCGUGACCAGUUCGAGUACCAUGUCGGCCUGGAUUACUACCAAACCAUCUCCAUCCCUACUGUGUUUGAGGAAGAUGACGGUGAUAUCGUCUCGCUCAACAACCAAACUAUGAUCGCUGCGCGAUCCGCAGAACUUGAAAUCGAACCUGUUCGUCUCACUCAGGUUCCUCCCGAGAUUGCCAACGCCACGAACCCCAUCGGUCGCGUUGUAAGUGCGGAACAGCGCCGCAGUCUUGACUGGGGUGACAUGAACGUCUACGCCGAUUUCUUCACCACUGCCAUCCCCGUCAACAUCCAUCACAAUGCGCACAUCAACAACCUCAAGGGCCGUCGCAUCUGGUGGUGGCCCCGCAUGUGGUUCUUCCCCUAUCUGCGUGAUCUUGUCACGGCACAGCUCAAGCAGCGCCGGCAACAACCUCUCCACAGAAUACAAACUCCUGAGGACGGCAAGAUUGUUUACUGGGGUCUUGAGAAGUACAAGGAGAUCAGGCGGUUUAUGGAUCUCCGGAAAGAGUUGGUGACUUCGGAUUUCGAUGGCAUUUGCAUGUCGAAAUGGGCCAAGAAGGAGAAGCAAAACUGGUGGGAUGUUGUGUUUAUGGAUGAUAGAGGAGCAUGGGAACUAUGA